AUGAAGUUUGCGUGCUGUAAAUCGACCACAGAGGGAGCUACUGGUAUGAUGACAUGUUCCAAUUGCAAAAACAAUUAUCACAUCGCUUGUAUGUAUCCCACAGACAAGAAAAAAAUAUUACCCGACCUUAAAACAAAUUGGGUCUGUCCUGAAUGCUCUCUUAGCAAACCGAGGCAAUAUAAUAAUGACAAUACACCUUUAAGAAAAAAUGAUCGCAGUUCACCCGAUAAUGUAACAAUGAGGCGUGGUGCUUCUUACAUAUCACCGGAAUGCUCAAUGGAGGCGUCGAUUUCAUAUGAACAAGUCCGCGAAAUUGUUUCUUUGGAAUUUGAGAAAUUUUGUUCUAAAAUGAAGACAACUAUUGCAGACAUUAUAUCUACAGAAUUGAUGCCCAUUAGGAAGGAAAUCGCUUCUUUUCAAGACAGUAUAGCAUUUAUUAAUGACCAGUACGAAAACUUGAAUAAAAAAAUUGAACUUAUUGAAAAUGAUAUGAAAUCUUUGAAAGCGACAAAUAAGGAAAUUGGAGAAAUUAAAAGUAACUUAAAUAGGUUUGAGCAAGAACACAACAACCGUGAACAAUGGUCGAGACGUUCGAAUUUAGAAAUUUAUGGUAUACCUGAAAAGAAAGGUGAAAACUUAAUUGAUACACUUAAGAGUAUUGCGCAACAGAUGGAUUUCCCUCUGAACAUUAAUUAUGAUUUGGAUUUUAUAACUCGCGUAGCCCCAAAGAAUAAUACUUCUAAAAAACCUAAGCCGAUUGUUGUUCGUUUUUUGGCCCGCUAUAGAAAGGAUGAUUUUUUGAGUAAAGCAAGAAAAUUAAAAUUAAAAGCUAGUGACCUAGGAUUUAACAAUAGUAAUUCGCCAAUAUUUUUUAACGAUCACCUGACUAGUGAAAACAAGUCUCUUCUACAGCGGGUUAAAGUGAAGGCGAGGGAAAACAAAUAUUUAUAUACAUGGGUUAAGAACUGUGCUAUUAUGGUUCGUCGCACGGAUACUAGUCCCAUUAUAAAUAUAUCAAAUGAGAGUGAUUUAAACAAAAUAAAGUAA
Molecule: messenger RNA, 1047 nt
Organism: Vanessa tameamea
Lineage: Eukaryota; Metazoa; Arthropoda; Insecta; Lepidoptera; Nymphalidae
Exons: 1
Coding region: 1-1047 (348 amino acids)
Biological process (GO): retrotransposition
Cellular component (GO): ribonucleoprotein complex
Molecular function (GO): single-stranded RNA binding
Source: RefSeq, a predicted model, not a curated record